AUGUCAACCGCCAUGGAAACGUCACCUACACACUCUCCGCCGCCUCCUACGGUCCCGCGGCCAAAGGGUAUCCUCAAGAACUCCUACCUUGGCUCUCCACCCGCGGGCCCUACUUCCCCCCUCGAAGCCCAGCAUCGCCAUGACGCUAGCCACCCCCCGCCACUCAUCCACAUGCCUUCCUCCGCAAAAGAGGCCAAGGAGAUCACCAUCAUGAACACCCAGAUCAACGCCGGUCAGCGCCGGUCAUCAUCCGUCGCCGGUUCGCGCCCCGGCAUGAGCGGUUCCCGCCGCUCGACAACGCCCAGCCACCAUGGCGACGAAGACUCCGGCGAACAAGGCCAGCGCCUCAAAUGGGACGAGGCGAACCUCUAUCUCACCGAGCAGGAGCGCUCCAGCACCAUGAAGAUCGACGAGCCCAAGACGCCCUACGCUAAGCACUACGACCCCUCCGAGGACCCAUCGGACGACGACGAGGAAGUGCCCGAAGCCAUCGACCAUAACAAGAUCGACAUGGAUCGCGUGGACGGCCUGUCGCCUCUUCCUAAGCAGAACAAGCGCAGACACGGCAACAUCGACGACGAGAUCCCCGGCCUGUCACUCGGCGAGCCCGAGGAGGCGGUACCCGAGGGUGGCUUCCCCUUUGGUCAGGGCGCUACUGCUCGUUCCGAAGACGGCGGCUCCCCUAAGCGUCCCAGAGCUGUGCAUGUCAACAGCAACGGUAGCGGCCAUGAUCCCGAUGAUGAACUUGCUGGCAUGAACGCUGAGGAGAGAGAGAAGCAUCGAAAGUUUGAGGAGAUGCGCAAGAAGCACUAUGAGAUGAAGAGUGUCGCGUCGCUACUUGGGCACCCUGAGGAGCUGGAGGAUGAGGAUGAUGAUGACGAUGAGGAGACCCCCGUGGUGCCGGCUCUUCCCACAAGGUCGAAUGGAUCGUCGUAG
Messenger RNA from Sordaria macrospora k-hell, 936 nucleotides. RefSeq lists its product as uncharacterized. Lineage: Eukaryota; Fungi; Ascomycota; Sordariomycetes; Sordariales; Sordariaceae. The record is from RefSeq and is a predicted model, not a curated record. Gene Ontology annotation, molecular function: protein phosphatase inhibitor activity. Gene Ontology annotation, biological process: regulation of signal transduction.